Cucurbitaria berberidis CBS 394.84 is the source of this 3374-nucleotide messenger RNA. RefSeq lists its product as uncharacterized. Gene Ontology annotation, molecular function: DNA-binding transcription factor activity, RNA polymerase II-specific; zinc ion binding; DNA binding. NCBI's taxonomy places the organism in Eukaryota, Fungi, Ascomycota, Dothideomycetes, Pleosporales, Cucurbitariaceae. Gene Ontology annotation, biological process: DNA-templated transcription; regulation of DNA-templated transcription. Bases 424 to 3015 code for a protein of 863 amino acids. The record is from RefSeq and is a predicted model, not a curated record. The transcript has 5 exons.
GCGGUGGAUGGCGCCUGCCAGGGCGUGGCCAUCCCAUGCCAUGCCACCCCCGCAAGCCCGCCCACAGCAGCGACCCCGGACAAGGACCAGGGUAGACGCGCUGCUGCUUACAUGCUGCUGCCCCAGCCCGUCCCCAUUCUUCCGCACACCCUUUUCUACCUCGUCGUGGUCCUUAUGCACCCGCCCUGCCCGCUUCUGUUCCACUACUUCGACACGGUCACAACGACUGACUACACACACUGUGCCGAAUUCAUCACCCCGUCAAACUUCUCCCAAAAAGGACCGUGAGAGACCAUCGCUAUUGAGUACCGCCUAUCCAUCCGCAUGGUGACAGAACGUGACAUACCCUGUCACUCAUAGCCCUCAGGGCCCGAAACGAAACGAACUACACACUCGACCAACGCAUAGCAAAUUACCGCCACAAUGCCUGGAAUUCUACCCAUGAAAGUUAUCAAAGUCGGCUCAAACUGCCAGGCCCGCAUUGCCCAAGCAUGCGACCGGUGUCGCUCCAAGAAGAUACGCUGCGACGGCAUCAGGCCCAGCUGCACCCAAUGCACCAAUGUGGGCUUCGAGUGCAAGACUAGCGACAAGCUCAGCCGUCGUGCUUUCCCUCGAGGAUACACCGAGUCGUUAGAGGAGCGAGUGCGAGUACUAGAGGCAGAAGUGCGUGAGCUCAAGGAACUGCUUGACGAGAAGGACGAGAAGAUCGACAUGCUUUCGCGAAUGCACUCUCAUUCGCCAUCUGCAAAUUCAGCUAUGCGACGACCGUCGAUACAUUCGCCAACUUCUACAGAAACUAGAGAAGACUCACAAGAGAAAGACGAGACAUUCAAAGUACAGCAGACGCCACUCCUGCUCGACGAUGCCAACGAUGAUUCGUACUUUGUGGGCAGCUCGAGUGGACGUACACUCGUUGAGGCAUUCAAGCAAAAAGCCCAAGAGACGGGCAGGCUGUCUACUACUAUCAACUCGGACGCCUUCUUCGGGGCAGGAGCGAAAGCUUCUACUCCAAAUGCCCCCAAGCGCAUCGUGUCGUUCAAGGCUCCUCCUCGUCUGGUCUCUGACCAGAUGAUUAACAUCUUUUUCCAGGAGUGGGCGCCUCUAUUUCCCGUUUUUCAUCGCCCGACUUUCCUGUCGCUGUACGAGCAAUAUGUCGCGAGUCCCGAAACUAUGCAUGACAAGAAGUCAAUCGCCAAACUCAACCUUGUCUUUGGCAUUGCUGCCCUGUCAAGCGAUCCUCGCGACGGUCAAGACGUCGAUUCAUUUGAGGCCCAGUGGCAGAGUGCCAUCGAGAGCUUCCUGAUGGAUAAUGACGUCUCAACCCUGCAAUGCCUUGUCCUUGCCCAGAUCUUUUGCCUGCUCAAGGCUGACUAUUCUCGACUACUCAAGUAUAAGGGCCUAGCUGUCGGUCUGUCACAGCGCCUUGGCUUGCAUCAGUCCCAAAAGCGCUUUGCGCUUGGUGCACUGACCAGUGAGACGAGGAAGAAGGUCUUCUGGUCGCUAUACACUGUCGACUGCCUGUCUGCUGCUCACCUCGGCCUCCCUAAGCUCAUCAGAGAGGAAGAUGUGCACUGCGAGUACCCGGUAGAUGCUGAUGAUGAAUACGUCACCGAAAAGGGAUUCCUACCCACCCUACCCGGGGAGUAUACUAAACUCUCAAGUGCCCUGGCACUGUUCCGCAUGUCGCGUAUCCUGUCGAAGGUUCUUACCGACCUAUAUCCGGCGUCGGCAUCACAUGAGAUCUCGUUCCGCACCGUAGCAUCUCUUGCCGACGAGCUCGAAGACUGGCAGACCAACCUCGCUCCCCACCUCAAGUUGACCUUUGCCCAAGACAAGCCGAGCACCAAUGUGACCAGCAGCAGAUCACCUAUUCUGUCCCUGGCUUAUCACCAUAUUCGGUCGCUUAUAUACCGUCCAGUUGUUGUUGCCAACCUUGGCGACAAGAGCUCGUCAGCUGUAGUAGCUGUGGGCGACGCCUGCAAACACAUCGUUCAGAUCGUCCAGCUGUUGGAUGAGCGCAAACUCAGCUUCUCAUUCUGCAUCAACCGUAAUGAGGUGCUCGUACAGGCUGGCUUUGGUCUUCUCUUCCAGACCUUGAAUCUGGCUCGCGAUGGAAAGCUCAUAAAGGAUUCUAACCGCCUCGUCUGUUCCGUCAUGGACAUGCUCGAGGGCGGCAGUGCAGCUGGAUUCACCGAGUUCCGUAGGGUCGGUUGCUCUAUGGUUGCUAUCCCACGUGUGGAGCAGAUGCCCGCGCCUCCCUUGUCCCGUCACAACUCUGAUGGCAACAUGGGAGCACCAAUGGACACCUUCCGAGCAACCCAGAAGUCUCUCAAAGCCAUCGCCGCUCGCUUCUCUCCCAGUGCCAUAAAGGCUCGUCAAGAAGCCCAGGAGCCCCGCCGCGCAACCUUGCCUGCCAUCUCGCCCAACAUGGGCGUGCACGCUAACCCGUCAUCAACAAGCCUGUCGUCCAUUCGCUCGGAACCACCUAUUGCCCGCUCGGAACCAACUCUCAGCCCGCUGUCGCACCGCGCAUCCUUCACUAUGCCAAACAAGCGUCGUCCAAGCCAGUCAAAUAACCAACACCGUAACAUCGACUACCUCUCGUUCGCGACGGAUCCUUUGGCUAGCUAUGCUCUUCAAGCUACCCACGGCGUGAAGAGUGAAGUCUCAACGUCCGACUGGGAGCGCCUCCUCUCGUCACUUGAUAAUGGCCAGACAAACAUAUACGAUACCAUAUACGGUGGCACACCAGCAGACGCACUCGUCGACGUCGCUCCUCUUUCCGCCAGCGGGGAUAGUAAUGUUACCUGGUCCCCGAACGUCUGGAACUGGGGCAGUGGCAACGAGCAAGCGCCGCCACCACAAAGUGUUCUUAGUUUCAGCGACGAGAGCUUGACGAGUUGUGAGGAGUUUGGCAGCGGUACUUGCGACUAUGGAUCGACACCCGGUAGCGAUAGAUUGUACACCGGUAUCAUGAUCCCGGAUAUGGGACUAGAUGGGAAUUUCGGGUUGUAAAAUAUGCGCGAUGACGGUAUACAAAAUCACGACGGUAUGAAAGGUUUAGAGUUGUUGGAGUCCUGUGGAGUCGAUGGGUUGAGCUUGGAUGUGGGUGGCUUCACUUUCGCUUUCGCUUUGAUCAAUUUUUCUUUUCAAGCACCCUGAGAUACCACGCUUCUCGCACGAGCGAGUCGAGCAAUUUUGGAGAUAGACGCGAUGUUGUCUUGGAGCAGCGUGGAGCGCUUUGGCAAAGUUCAACCUGGUUUUACGAGUUAGAUUUACUUAUGUAUUUCGAUGUGUCAUUCCUGUUCUCGGAUCAACUUCUAGCAAAUACACGCACGUCUACACAAUACACAACCACUGUGCAAGCAAACGUG